This is a messenger RNA of Carassius auratus (goldfish), 2916 nucleotides long. RefSeq names its product leucine zipper putative tumor suppressor 3-like. NCBI's taxonomy places the organism in Eukaryota, Metazoa, Chordata, Actinopteri, Cypriniformes, Cyprinidae. The coding region runs from base 494 to 2620 and encodes 708 amino acids. Gene Ontology annotation, cellular component: dendritic spine. The record is from RefSeq and is a predicted model, not a curated record. Gene Ontology annotation, biological process: regulation of dendritic spine morphogenesis. The transcript is spliced from 6 exons.
UUGGGGAAGAAAGAAUUCUGAUGCUCCUCAACAAUAUGUUUGUGGAAAAACAUAAAUGUUCUUAUUGAAAAUAUAUCGCACGUCCUUUUGCAUCUCCCUCAUGAGGAUCACGAAGUGCGCAUGCGCGUAGUAUGCGAGGCUCUGACUGAUUAGUGACAUAUACUACGCGCACGCGCAGUGCCGUCAGCGUUUCGGGGGGCGUUGCUGGCGUGCGGCAGAGGGGCGGGGCGAAGGUGGGUGUGUGGCUCAGCUGAUACACGCAUCCGCUGCCUAUCAUCAUCAUCAUCAUCCUCCUCCUCAUCAUCACCAGAGACCUAAUCCUGUCAAGAUACACACCGCUCGGUUUCAUGGACGCGACGCGACCGGCUCGGUGAAUGAACGCGGCUGAUGUGACGCGCGUCGCUGUCCGCGGUGCUGAAACAUGUGUGUCUGGAGGUCACAUGAUGACCCAUGCGGAGAGUAGCAGCGUUGAGUGACGCUCUGGUUCCCCAGCAUGGGCAGUGUGGGCAGCGGGGUGGCCGGUGAGCAGGAGUUUGCCAUGAAGAGCGUGGGCACGCGCACCACCCUUCCUCGUGGCCCUCCUCUGUCCCGCCGUGGCCCCUCCGACCGCAGCUGCAGCGCUGAGCGCCUCCACGCACCUCCCUCCACCUCCGAGGGCUCGAGUGAUGAGCGAGGCGGGAGCAGCACCACCACGGAUCGAGGCCAGCUCACCAUCGCUGCGUCUCGUCUCACUAACAGGGGCGAGCUGGACGGGACCGCAGCGGGCCGCCGGGACACACACAGAACCGGAGGAGGAGUGUCUCUGGAGGCUUGUGGAAACGUGGAGAAGAACCACGACGGUGCGACAGCGGUUAAGAGCAGAGACGGGAACAACGGCAAGAGAGACAGUCGCACGCCGCCCAAGAUCCUCACUGUGUCUGGGAAACUCGAGCAGAAUAAUUCCGCUCUGGUCCGUCCGUCCGCCUUCAAGCCCGUGGUUCCCAAGAGUUUUCACUCCAUGCAGAACCUGCUGGCUCAGUCUGGAGCUGGAGGACGAUCUGCCGGAAGCGGCGGAGGAUCUGACGCCCCGCAGUCCCUCUGUGAGCAGGACAGUCCGGAUCGGGACCCUUCGAGUGGAAACGACGGCCAGGGCGGCAUGUCCGACUCUGGGAGGAACUCUCUGACCAGCCUUCCUACCUACACGGGGCCCGGCAUGAGCUACGGUCCCUCCCAAUCGCUCGGACCCCUCAGUGCCUCCACCAGCCACAUCAACAGACUGAGCAGCACAGCGGCGCCGCUGGAGAAACCAGACAAACCCAAGUACCAGAACGGCCUGAGCGUGUCUGACAGCGGUCAGUCCUCGUCCGGGAAGAGCUGUUUAUCAUAUCAGAGACUCGCCACCAUCCAGCCAUCGCCCUCCACUGAUGACAUCAUCCAGGACCUGGAGGACCGACUCUGGGAGAAAGAGCAGGAGGUGAUCCACAUGCGGCGUAACCUGGACCAGAGCGAGGCGGCCAUCGUGCAGGUGUUCGAGGAGAAGCAGCACGUCUGGGAGCGAGAGAUGGAGGAGCUGAGGCAGAACUACGGCAGGCGUCUGCAGCAGGUGACCCACCGAGCCCAGCGCACACAGCAGGCUCUGCAGACACACAUCGCCCGUCUGCAGCAGGACAAGGGCCGGCUCCAGGAGGAGAUCAGCACCCUGCUCGCUCAGAGAGAGGAGCUGGAGAGGAGGUGUCUGGAUUACCGAAAGGAGCAGGCCGAUAUCCUGCCUCGCCUGGAGGAGACCAAGUGGGAGCUGUGUCAGAAGGCGGGCGAGAUCUCUCUGCUGAAGCAGCAGCUGCGAGAGAGUCAGAACGAGGUGACGCAGCGCGCCGGAGAGAUGGUGGCCCUCAGGGGUCAGCUGAAGGAGCUCAAGGGCCAGAUGAAGGAGCGUGAGGAGACCAUGAUCGGCCUGAAGGACUCGUACACCAACAAGAGCCACGAGCUGGACAGAUGUGAAGGAGAACUGAAGAGAACGCUGACAGAGGUGUCGAUGUUGCGUGACAAGCUGGUGGUGUUCGAGGCCGAGGUUCUGGGUCUGAAGCGGGCUCUGAGCGAGCUGAGCUGCCGGAGCGAUCACGCCGUGUGUCUGAGGGACAUCAGCGGCAGCAGCAGCUUACCGUGGACCGGCCUGCACUCGCCCCGAACGCCCGAACCCAUGUCCAUCGACAGCUUCCUCAGCCUGCAGAGCGACGAGGCCAAAGCGCAGCGGCAGGAGGCCGGAGAGCUGCGGAGACAGCUGGAGCGACUGCAGGGCGAGCUGCACCUGGAGCGACAGCAGAGAGAGAGGCAGGCGCUCACCUUCGCUCAGGAGAGACACACCUGGCAGGACGAGAAGGAGCGUGUGUUGAAAUACCAGGCGCAGCUGCAGAUCAGCUACGUGGAGACGCUGCAGAAGAACCAGGCGCUGGAGGAACGGGUCGGACAGCUCGGAGCCAAACAGGGCACCACGUCCGGAUCGCCCGGAUCGCCCGUGACCCUCUCCAUCCCCGUCCCAGUGACCCUCACUCUGUCCCCGGCCGCGGACGAUCCCAAACAUCAGCUGGCGCCUCCGUGGCCGGGACCGUCUCGCUUGGAGCGGAUCGAGUCCACAGAGAUCUAGACGUGAGACAAUCGACUUAAACGCACUAAAGAGGGCUGAGAUCAGGCUGUUACCGCAACAAAUGAAAGAAGAUUUUAAACCGUCUACUGAAUUUUGAGAUCUCUUUUGGUUAUAUGGAGGGAGAUAUUUCAUCAGUCCAUCUAGGCCAAAAGUUUAAAAAAAUUAGGAUUUGAUACUGUUUCGAAAGAGUCUAAGCAAAGCUGCAUUUGUACAGUAAAAAUUGUGGCAUGUUAUUAAGAUUUUAAAUGAAUGUUUUCUGUGUGAAAAAGUGUAAUUUAUUUCUGUGAUUCUCCGCU